AUGCGCGAAGCUUUCCAAUAUUCCCACCAGCUAUACAUUCGCAAGCCCUCCUCACCCUCCUCUGACGACGAAGCCGCGACCCAACAGCUCCUCACCGAAUCCCACUCUCCACUCGCAGACCUACCCCCACCGUCCGCAGUGCUUGGCGCAAACCUCCUCAAUGCAGCGCGCAUGAAUCCUCCGAGUGGUAUUCCAGAAUGGAUGGUGCGCAAACAUGGGCCGGGCAAGCUCAAGCGGGUUAGCAUGAAGAGGGAUGAUAGCUCAAAACAGAAUCUCGCGAUAAGAGGAGACCCGUACGAGAUUGAACUGAGCCCUGAGAAAGGCAGAUAUGCUUUGCCCGAGAAGGUCAAUCACAAGCCAUUGAAGAUUCUUAACAAGAAGAAAGGGAGGAAACGGAUAGUGGAGGGGGCAAGUAAGGUUCCUGUGGCUUCGUCGGAGCUUCCAGUGCACGAUAAAGACUCAGCAGAACCUGACAUACGUUCCCCGCCGCCUGAACUCGCCGCGCCAGGAAACGAUGCGGUUGCCGUCGAUGAUACUCGCCAGGAGACACCCCUCAGUAUAGGCGACAUACCUACUGAUGCACCAGAGGAUCGUGCCGAUACACAAGUAACAUCGAAACGGAAGUCGGAGUCGGACCACAGUGAAGACGGGCCUACCAAGUUUCAGAGAGAACAGAGGACGACGGUCGGCGACUCAAUCUCAUCGAGGAAGAACCAUCCGCAGGUACAGGUCACAGUACGGCGGAAGUCGCAAGAGAAGAAAGCGACCAAACCGACAGGACACGACAAUGGCAUUCGAGGGACACAGGAAGAGGAUUCAUGUCUAGAACUUGCGACACAAAAAGCAAAGUCUCGAAGAAAACGUAUUAAUGAUACUACCGGGAUCAGUCAGCAGCUACCAGCCAAAAAGCGGGGGUCCCAGGGCCGCGCAGAAUCUUCCAGGAAAGCCCCGGAAACAGCUGAAGCCGUGGCCACCGAGACUGCGCCUGUCAUCAGCGAGUCCGAGCACGGGUCAGACGAAGAGGGGUCCGGAAGCGUUGCCGACGACGAUGAUAAGAUUGUGCGUCCUACAGGACAGCCUGGGAGUAUCGAAACUGUGUUCGAGUUCCUCAACCUCGAGGCGCGAUCACAAAAGUGCCGAACCAAAGUAGCUACCUCCAUCAGGCACACAGUCCUUGAAGAGACCAACGGACUACAAGAGACGCUCAGGCAGAUCAGUACCAGUGUCCAAGAGAAGGACCGGCGCGCCUUCAAAGGUGACGCGUAUGGCCAUGUUUUCCGGGCCCUUACAGUAUACCUUGAAGGAUUGUACAAUUGGCUACACGAAUAUGGCGGUACGGUGACUGUGUCUUUGAAAGCUAUGCGAAUACUUUCCACCCUGAUACACCAAAUAUUGGCGUUCAAAGACACGAUCACGGGUUGGGAUGUUUCAGUGCCUCAACACUUCAAGGGCGAUAGGAUCAUCAAGGACGUUGAUAUCGGUCUUAUUGCCCAUCUUCGACACGUAUACAAGACGUAUCGCAAACGCUUGAGUAGGCUUGAAGCCGCGGAGCAAUAUCGCGAGCAGCAAGCGGACUUCGAACGCAAAAUGAAAGAAAAGGAGGAAGAUGAAGACCGUAAAGCCAAAUCUGUUGAGGCUCGAGCGGAGCGGUGGAAACGUUGGCAAGAUCUACAUAUCAAGCGCAUGCUUUGUGAGCCUGACGCACGAAGAAGACGAAGGCUGGCCAUCACAAGACUUGAAGUCUUGGAAGAGAGAGAUGCCAAUGGUAUCGUCUUUGAGCGGCUGCCGGUCUUCAAGUCUCGGUCUGCUCCUCCGCAUCGUCAAGCUUCGACGUUGGACGACGAUCCAGAGUGGACUGAACAGGAAGAGACUGCUCUGCUCGACGGCUUAAAACAUUAUGCUGGUUCCCAAGUCUUCGAGAAGAUCUUCACAACGUAUUGUCGGCCUAAUUCGUCUUACCCACUCGGCGGCCAUCUGCGUGAACGCAGCGUCGCAGAAAUUGUCACAAGAGCAGCGCAGUUUCGCUCAGACUUGCAGAAGUUGUAUCGAGAGAACGGUUGGGAAUUUGAGGACUGGAUUACUAAGAUUCCUGUAUUGCCCUAG
Messenger RNA from Alternaria atra, 2103 nucleotides. RefSeq lists its product as uncharacterized. Lineage: Eukaryota; Fungi; Ascomycota; Dothideomycetes; Pleosporales; Pleosporaceae. The record is from RefSeq and is a predicted model, not a curated record. Bases 1 to 2103 code for a protein of 700 amino acids. The transcript is spliced from 5 exons.